Colius striatus (speckled mousebird) is the source of this 2612-nucleotide messenger RNA. RefSeq names its product nucleolar protein with MIF4G domain 1 (gene NOM1). NCBI's taxonomy places the organism in Eukaryota, Metazoa, Chordata, Aves, Coliiformes, Coliidae. Gene Ontology annotation, cellular component: nucleolus. The coding region runs from base 1 to 2580 and encodes 859 amino acids. The record is from RefSeq and is a predicted model, not a curated record. The transcript has 11 exons. Gene Ontology annotation, biological process: ribosomal small subunit biogenesis. Gene Ontology annotation, molecular function: RNA binding; protein binding.
AUGGCGGCGCCCAGGCGCGGCGUGGCGGAGGGGAAAAUGAAGCGGCCAGUGGCCGCCCGCGCUCGCCGGGGCAGGAAAUUGGACAGGCUGCGGCAGGCGGUUCAGGAGUUCGUGCAGGCAGCUGGUGACCAGUCGCCACUGUCCCUGUUGAACGACUCGGAGAGAUACAACCGCAGGAGCCGCCGGGACGCGAGGAAGGAGAAACGCAAGCUUAAGCGGAGCCGCCGCCGCCGCCUCCAACGGGGGGAGCUGGUGGAGAGUCCCACCGUCCCGGCCACGGCGGCCCCUGUCAAGGCGGCCCCUGUCAAGGCGGCCCCAUCCAAGUCGGCCCCAUCCAAGGCGGCCCCAUCCAAGGCGGCCCCAUCCAAGGCGGCCCCAUCCAAGGCGGCUCCAUCCAAGGCGGCUCCAUCCAGGGCGGUCCCGGCCAAGGCGGCCGCCCACCCCAUAACGCCGGCUUCACCCGCCGGUGCCGUCGGAAAGCAGCGGCCGAGCCCAACAAAGCCACCCCGCGCGAACGCCCCUGGUGCCGUGAGCCUGUCGGCGCGGAAGCGAGCUCUGCUGGAGGCCAACGAGGAGGAGGAGAAGGAGAUCCGGCGGCUGGAGCGGCUGCUGGGACUCAGCAAGCGCCGCAAGAAGAAGCAGGAGGGGACUGCGGCGGAGAGGCUGCCUCAGAGCUUUGUGCGGGACGGGCUGGGCUACGUGCUGGGCGCCCUGGGCUCCCGGGCCGGUCUCAGCAAGCUCUGCGAGAGCAGCGACGAAGAGGAGGCUCCGCGGCCGCGGGAGGGACAGGCAACGCUGCGGGUGGGACAGCCCCGGCUGCAGGAGGACGAGGAGGAGUCGGAAGGCGCCUCGUACCUCUCUGAGGGGGAUGAUGGGGAAGGACAGUCGGAGAGCGAGAGCUCAGCCUCGUCCCCUGAGCACAGCGAAAUACCAGAGGCCAGCGAGCCUCCCAGCGAAGUGGAAGAAGAGGAGAAGGAGGAGAGUCAUAAUCACAGUGAUACAAAGUAUGUUCCCCCUCAAGUAAGGAAAGCUCAGGAGACACUAGAUGACAAGAAAAGAGAGGAAUUAGGAAGACUGAAGAAAAUGGUCAAUGGACUCAUUAACAGGUUAAGUGAACCAAAUUUGUCUUCCAUUAGUGGGCAGCUGGAAGACCUCUACAUGGCCAACAGCAGGAAGGACAUGAAUGAAACUCUGACAGAUAUUCUCAUGAAUGCUUGUGUUAGUGCAGUUGCCAUGCCUGCAAGACUCAUGAUGGAGCAUGUCCUUUUGGUCAGCGUUCUUCAUCAUAAUGUAGGAAUUGAGGUUGGUGCUCACUUCUUGGAAGCUGUGGUGAAGAAAUUUGAUGAAGCCUGUAAAAGUGAUGCUGAAGGGAAAGAAUGUGAAAAUCUACUUGCCUUGAUUGCCCAUCUAUACAACUUCCACGUGGUUCAUUCCCUGCUGAUCUUUGAUAUUCUGAAAAAGCUUGUUAGCACUUUCACUGAAAGAGAGAUUGAGUUGAUUUUGUUUCUUCUGAAAAAUGUGGGCUUUUCCUUAAGAAAAGAUGAUGCAUUGUCUUUGAAGGAACUGAUUACUGAAGCCCAAAGGAAAGCAAACACAGCAGAGAAGAAACUCCAGGAUCAGACUAGGGUUCGCUUUAUGCUGGAGACUAUGUUGGCACUGAGGAACAACGACAUGCGGAAGAUUCCUGGUUAUGAUCCUGAACCAGUUGAAAAACUCCGCAAAUUGCAAAGAACGCUGGUUCACAGCAGCAGUUCUGGAAAAGAAACUCAGCUCCGUGUCUCCCUGGAGUCUCUCCUCAGCGCUGAUCGGGUUGGUCGCUGGUGGAUCGUAGGUUCAUCCUGGAGUGGAACACCAAUGAUCAAUGAUACAAACAGCAAGGCUCAGCAAAAACUGCAUAUAGGAAAGGUGAGUUCAAAGAUAAUGGAGCUUGCUCGUAAGCAGAGAAUGAACACCGAUAUCAGGAGAAGCAUUUUCUGUGUCUUGAUGACAAGUGAAGACUUCCUUGAUGCCUUUGAAAAGCUUCUCAAGCUUGGGCUGAAAGAUCAACAGGAGAGAGAAAUUGUUCAUGUUAUCCUUUACUGCUGCUUACAGGAGAAGACAUAUAACCCCUUCUAUGCAUUUUUGGCCAACAAAUUUUGUGAAUAUGAAAGACGGUUUCAGGUGACAUUUCAGUUUAGUAUUUGGGACAAAAUCAGAGACUUGGAAAACCUGUCAGCCACUGCCAUCUCCAACUUGGUUUCACUGUUGGCUCAUUUAUUAAGGACAAAAUCAUUGCCACUUUCAGUUCUCAAGGUGAUUGAAUUCAGCGAACUGGAUAAACCCAAAGUUCGUUUCUUGAGACAAGUAUUAAGCAUGCUGUUAGUCAAAACAGAUGCUGAAGAACUUAGUGACAUUUUUGUGAGGGUAUCUGACAACCCCAAACUGGGAAUGCUACGGGAAGGCUUGAAACUCUUCCUUACUCACUUCUUACUGAAAAAUGCACAAGCCCAAAAAAGUGCUGAAGAAGCUAGCUUAUUAAAAGAAAGAGUUGAACUAGCAACCAAGGCUUUGCAAGCAAAAGAAUCCAAAUUGAAGCUGUAGUUUGUUCUAAUAAAACACAGAGGAAAACUGAA